Molecule: messenger RNA, 585 nt
Organism: Eucalyptus grandis
Lineage: Eukaryota; Viridiplantae; Streptophyta; Magnoliopsida; Myrtales; Myrtaceae
Product: putative invertase inhibitor
Exons: 1
Coding region: 1-585 (194 amino acids)
Molecular function (GO): enzyme inhibitor activity
Source: RefSeq, a predicted model, not a curated record
AUGCAGGACCCUUCGUUGUUCUCCCCAGCAUCUUGCUGCUGCCUCUUCUGCCUGCUUGCUCUCCUAGCAACGACCCACUUGACAAUGAGUGUGAAAACCAUGGACAUAAUCAACCUAACCUGCGAAAAGUGCUCGCGAGAAUCCCCUGUCUUUAACUGUACCUUCUGUUCGGAGUCUCUCCAAGCCGUCCCGGUGAGCCAUUUCACUAACCUCCAAGGCCUAGGAAUCAUUUCCAUGGAGCUAGCCCUGUUAAAUGCAUCCACCACCAUCUCAAGCAUAGAGAAAAUGCUAAGGAAUGGGAGUCUUGACCCUUUUCAGUUGGGUUGCUUGAGGGAUUGCAAGGAUCUUUACUUGGAUGCAUCGAAGACGCUGGUUGAUGCAACUGGGGCUUUCAUGGUGGGGCACUAUGGGAUUGCUAACAUGCAGGUGAAUGCAGCCAUGGAAGCAGCAACGACAUGUGAGGAUGGGUUUGAAGAGAGAGAAGGAGAAGCUUGUCCACUGACAAGGGAGAAUUAUGACCUAUUUCAGCUGUGUGAUAUUGCUCUAUGCAUCAUUCGCUCGCUUUCUUUGAGUUUUCCUUCUUAA